GUUUUGAUUGGCGAAAAAAUUUCCAUUCAUUAACAUUAACUACUGUUUGAAUUGUGAAAAAAUUAUUCAAACGAAUUGAAUCCGUUUUGAUCACUUUUUUUGGCUUUUUUUUCUCUAUUCAUUUAACCAACACAUUUCAUUUAUAAAUUUAUUCAUUUUUUUUCAUAAUGAUGAUGAUGCCACAAACAUCGGGAAACAAUGUAUCGUCGAAUGAAAACAAUUCAACACAAUCACCCAUGGAUGUGAAUCCAAUUACUAUGAAUAAUAACAAGAAUAACAACAACAAUAAUAAUAGAAUCAUUGGAAAACAUAAUAAUAGCAAUAGACAUAUUGCAAAUAAACAUUCAAGUAGCAGUAAUAAUCUACGAUCCAGUAAUAAUCAAUCACCAUCGAAUCGAUUUUCACAACAACAACAACAACAACAACGUAAAGAUGCCCGAAAUGACGAAACAACAACAAUGUCAACAUUUGUACCGGAAGUUCGUGAAUAUUUAUUCAAAAUAUUAGUUAUCGGUGAAUUAGGAACGGGUAAAACAAGUUUUAUUAAACGCUAUGUACAUCAAUAUUUUUCGCAAUAUUAUCGUGCUACAAUUGGAGUGGAUUUUGCACUGAAAGUUUUAAACUGGGAUGAUAAUAUAUUAAUACGGCUACAAUUAUGGGAUAUUGCCGGUCAAGAACGAUUUGGUAAUAUGACAAGAAUCUAUUAUAAAGAAGCUGUCGGGGCAUUCCUUGUUUUCGAUGUAUCGGCACCAUCUAGUUUUAAUGCUGUAUUGAAAUGGAAACAUGAUUUGGAUACAAAAGUUUGUAUGGCCGAUGGUGAACCAAUACCUUGUCUAUUGUUGGCUAAUAAAUGUGAUGCUAAUAAAGAAGGUAUUGCAGCCGAUCCAGAAAUGUUGGAAAAAUUUACCAAGGAAAAUAAUUUCUGUGGUUGGUAUUAUACAUCGGCAAAAGAAAAUACAAAUAUUGAAGAAUCAGCUAAAUUUCUUGUCGGUAAAAUUUUACAACGACAAAAACAUUUUGCACUUGAAGAUGUUGCCGAUAAUGAUGAUGUUAUAAAUCUAGCCUAUCAUAAUCAUGGUGUAAGUAAAUCGGAAAAAUGUAGCUGUUAAUGUGGCAAUCAUAAUUAACCAUUGUUGAUGGAUAGAGAGAAAAAACAAACACAAAAACAAUGACUGUAAAUUGAUUGUUUUUUCACACUUACAUUCGAGAGAGAGAG
Messenger RNA from Dermatophagoides farinae (American house dust mite), 1216 nucleotides. RefSeq names its product RAS oncogene family member Rab32 (gene Rab32). Gene Ontology annotation, biological process: phagosome-lysosome fusion; endosome to lysosome transport. Lineage: Eukaryota; Metazoa; Arthropoda; Arachnida; Sarcoptiformes; Pyroglyphidae. The record is from RefSeq and is a predicted model, not a curated record. Gene Ontology annotation, molecular function: GTP binding; GTPase activity. Gene Ontology annotation, cellular component: Golgi apparatus; phagocytic vesicle; trans-Golgi network.